AUGCCCAGCUCUUCUUCAGCCCUUUUGCUGCAGGCGUCUGCCACACUGCUGCUUCUGUGGUGGCAGUGGCCAGAGCCAGUGAUGGCUGAGGUGGCAGAGAAGGAGCAGAGCUGUUUGCGUUGGAAUCAACCGGAAGGAAUUGACGACCGUGGCCUCUCUCAGAAUGGAGAUGUGGUCAUUGGAGGGCUUUUUGUUGUGCAUAACCAACCACCUACUCCAGACCUAAGCUUUAUCAGGACACCUAGUCUCAAACCUUGCUUCGGUUUCCAGAAGCAACCUUACCGUUGGGCCCAUGCUUUGGUAUUUGCUGUUGAGGAGAUAAACAGGAACCCCUACCUCCUCCCAGGAGUGCGGCUGGGUUAUCAAAUCUUAGAUAACUGUAGCCGUUACCCCUGGACAUUAAGAGCAGCAAUGUCUUUGAUCAGCGGAGGGAAUCAUUCAUGUAAGUCUACUGGACCUGUGCGUGUUAUUAUAGGGGAUGCAUCUUCUACUCAAACUAUCAUGCUGUCCAGAACCCUCAGCCCUCUGCAGGUGCCACUGAUCAGCUAUCAAGCCAGCUGUGCCUGUCUGAGUAAUAGACGAGAGUUCCCCAACGUUUUCCGCACAAUUCCCAGUGAUGUUUAUCAGGCUCGCACCAUGGCCUACCUUGCUGAGCAUUAUGGGUGGACUUGGGUGGGAGCUGUGGUUGUGAAUAACGACUAUGGACUACUGGCAGUGCAAGCCUUCCGAGAGAGGGCACAGGGCACUGGGACAUGCCUGGCUUUUUUUGAGACGUUAAACCGCGAGACCUUGGCCCAGGACGUGGAUCGGGCAGCAACUACUGUGCAGAUGUCUUCAGCACGGGUGGUGCUGGUGUUUGCCUGGUACACAGAUGUGGAGGCGCUGCUGCUGGAGCUUGCCCGCAGGAACGUGACCGGUAGACAGUUCCUGGCCAGUGAGGCCUGGAGCACCAGCUCAUACCUACUCAAUAACCCUGCCCUGAGAACUAUUGGGAAUGGAGUCCUGGGAGUGGCCAUUAGGAGUGCACCCAUCCCAGGACUAGAGGCACACUUGCGUAAGCUUCAUCCCUCCCAACACCCUGGAGACGCCCUUCUGAGAGACCUUUGGAGGGAGGAGUUUGGUUGUGACCCUGACAGUGAGUCUGGUCCUGACUCCUUACCACCCUGUAGUGGGACAGAGAGUCUGGAAGGGGUGCAAAGCACCUUCACAGAUACAACUUAUCUUCGGGUGACUUAUAAUGUAUAUCUGGCUGUGUAUGCUGCUGCACAUGCCUUCCACUCUCUACUGUCGUGCAGUCCAAUACACACAGAGAUGAACACUAGCCAGCAGUGCUCCAACGACUACAAUAUCAGUGCGGCUGAGGUUUUGCAACACCUCAGUCAAGUGAAUUUCACCACUCAGCUCUGGGAGAAUUUUGUCUUCCAUGGUGGGGACAUCCCAGCUGUCUAUGACCUUGUGAACUGGCAGGGCCCCAACGGAGUGCUGAAGUACAUCACAGUUGGGCGUGUGGAGGGAUCCAAGCUGCAUCUGGAAGAGUCAGCCAUCUGGUGGGCAACUGGAUCCCAAGUGCCAGUCUCUGUAUGCAGCGAGUCCUGUCCUUCAGGAACUCGAAAAGCGAGACGGAAGGGAGAGCCAAUCUGCUGCUUUGACUGCCUUCCCUGUGCAGACGGAGAGAUCAGCAACACAACUGAUUCUCUGACUUGUGAUCGAUGCCCUCUGGAGUUCUGGUCCAACGAUCAGAAGAACAUGUGUGUUCCUCUCACUGUGGAGUUUCUCUCUUUCACUGACGCCAUGGGCAUCACUCUCACAACUGUUGCUGUGUCAGGUGCUGUGAUGACAGCAGCUGUAGCUGUUGUGUUUCUGUACAACAGACACACACCCAUUGUGAAGGCCAACAACUCUGAGCUCAGCUUCAUGCUCCUGAUGUCACUCAAGCUGUGCUUCCUGUGUUCUUUGUUGUUCAUGGGUCAGCCAACAGAGUGGUCAUGUCGCAUUCAACAAGCAGCUUUUGGGAUCAGUUUUGUCUUGUGCAUCUCCUGCAUCUUGGUAAAGACUAUAGUGGUCCUGGCUGUCUUUCGGUCAGCAAGACCUGGGUCUGAUUCUGUGAUGAAAUGGUUUGGACCAGGUCAACAAAGAGGCAGUGUUUUUCUCUUUACCUGUGUGCAAGUGGUUAUAUGUGCUGCAUGGCUAUCUUUGAAACCUCCUCAGCCUCACCGUAACAUUGGGCUUAAAAUCAUACUAGAAUGUACAGUAGGAUCAGUGGCAGGGUUUGCAACAUUACUUGGCUACAUUGGUCUGCUGGCAGCCAUUUGUUUUUUGUUGGCAUUUUUUGCUAGGAAGCUUCCAGAUAAUUUCAAUGAGGCCAAGUUCAUAACCUUCAGCAUGGUCAUUUUUUGCGCCGUGUGGAUUGCUUUUGUUCCUGCCUAUGUGAGCUCACCAGGGAAGUAUGCCAUUGCCGUGGAGAUCUUUGCAAUUCUGGCAUCCGGUUUUGGCCUUCUUCUUUGCAUAUUUGUCCCAAAGUGCUUCAUAAUCUUACUCAGGCCAGAGAAAAAUACAAAGAAAUUUCUAAUGGGAAAGACACAGACUCAACAAUAAAAUAUUGAAAACCUCAGUCCUCUUGUAGCAACGGGCAAGAGGCCAAUAUUUACAAAAUAAA
Molecule: messenger RNA, 2656 nt
Organism: Alosa alosa (allis shad)
Lineage: Eukaryota; Metazoa; Chordata; Actinopteri; Clupeiformes; Clupeidae
Product: extracellular calcium-sensing receptor
Biological process (GO): G protein-coupled receptor signaling pathway
Cellular component (GO): membrane
Molecular function (GO): G protein-coupled receptor activity
Source: RefSeq, a predicted model, not a curated record